This is a messenger RNA of Closterium sp. NIES-65, 2511 nucleotides long. The record is from the annotation of a GenBank genome assembly. Lineage: Eukaryota; Viridiplantae; Streptophyta; Zygnematophyceae; Desmidiales; Closteriaceae.
AUGACUAACGCCGGCGCGAUGACGAUUUCGCGUGCUUCUCUCGCCGCCGCUCUCCUGGCGUGCUUCGCCGUGCUUCUCGCCCCUCCCGGGGCGCUCGUUUCCGCGCAAAACGCUUUCCUCGUAGCGAAGGCCAAGACGCUUCGCGCCGCUGCAAAUCAGACUGCGGCGGACCUUAUUGCGGCCCAAGCGAACGCCGCCAAACAGGCGGCUGAAGUCGCCGCCGCCAACCGAACUCUGUCCGAUCUGCAGGGCCCAGACCCCGCUCUCAACGACCGCAUUGCAAUGAUCGCCGAAAUGAAUAACAGCGUCGCCGAUGCGCAGUACGACCUUGAAAUUGCAAACAAGAUUCUCGUUCUCCGGAUCGCGGAUCUCGCGGCGUUUCAGGCCGAUCCGUCGACGCACCCGCAAAUCCCGGCGGCGCAGAAGGCGGUCAACGACGCGACGCGGCGCGCGCGCAUGACGUCAAUGCUGCUAGAGGAAUGGCGGCUCGUCGUGCAAGAGGCUGCGGACGCGGAAAAAGACGCGGAGAGGGCGGUAAACAAAAAUCCGACUUCGUUGGUGGCGCAGGCUACGCUCGUGGAAGCGCAAUUUUACCGCCAAUCUGUGGAGGAUGUGCUCCCGGAUAUCGUGGCGCAAGACGCGCGCGCGCAGGCACGGCUGGAUCGCGUUCAGAAGGAAUUGCUGACUCUGCUUUCGCAGGGUCCGCAGGAAGUGAGCAUUUUCCAAAUGGCAGUGGACGAUGCGAGAGGCGCGGUCAGCGCCACGCGCUUGGUGUACGAUAGCGCGGUUGCGGCAGUCGCUGACGCGCAGUUGGCGCUCACCGACUAUCUCGCGGGCAAGGAAAAGGCGAUUACUGACACGAAGGCGCGUUUGGCGAAGGCGAAGCAGAACCAGACUGUCGCUGACAAGAAGGUGCUUCAGCUCACGGAUAAGCUCAAGGCUGCGCUGGUCUACGUCAGAUCGCGGAUGACAGGUGGACGCUCGGUGGUAAUGACCGCCACGGAUUCGAGCCACGUGGCGCGCGGAGAGCGCACCACCAAGGACAAUCCAGAUCAGCCGUUCGCAGAGAAGGAGGGUUUGAUUGAAGGGAAGGCCGUUUUAGCGAAGCCAUCCCAGCUGCCACCAGAGCCUCCUAACAAGCUUACAGAGCUCUUUGAUAAGGAGGGGCAAUCCCCGUGGAUUGACAACCUGACGCGUGAUUGGGUGGCAUCGGGUCAUCUCAAAGAGCUCGUCCGACGUGGCAUCAGAGGCAUCACCAGCAACCCUACUAUUUUUGAGAAGGCAAUCAGUGGGACAGACGUGUAUGACCAGCAGCUCCGGAACAUUUUGUUCCGCGAGGGGGUGCUGCUGGGGGGAGGGAUGUUGGAGAGCCAUGGGGAGGUGGAGAGGGGGGUGGUGGAGGGCGCAUAUUGGGAGAUGGUGAAGCAAGAUAUCGGUACUGCUGCUGCUUCGUUAGAAGAGCUGUUCCGUGAAUCUAAUGGUGAGUUUGAGAGUGCUUAUAGCCAGUAUAGUAAGGUGAAAAGCCAUGGGGAGGUGGAGAGGGGGAUGGUGGAGGCCGCGUAUUGGGAGAUGGUGAAACAAGAUAUCGGCACAGCUGCUGCUUCGUUAGAAGAGCUGUUUCGUCAAUCUAAUGGUGGCGAUGGGUUCGUCUCCCUUGAAGUCUCGCCGAAGCUAGCCUAUGAUAUGGCAGGUUCGGUGUCGCUGGCUCAGGAUCUCCACGCCGACCUGGCUCGGCCGAACCUGAUGGUCAAGAUCCCUGCCACCGAGCCUGGCGUGGCUGCGAUUCGAGAGAUGAUUUCUCGCAUGAAGAAUAUCAAUGCCACUCUCAUCUUCUCCCUGACGCGCUACAGUGAGGUCAUGGAGGCUUACGUGGCAGGCCUGGAGGACGCCGUGGCAGCUGCCAACGCGGCAUCUGAGCUGUCAGCAGCCGCGUCUGACUCAGCAGCAGGUGCCCUGCCACGUGUCAACCUCUCCUCAGUCUCCUCCGUGGCUUCGUUCUUCGUGUCUCGGGUGGACAGCGCUGUUGACAAGCGUCUCAAGGCAAUCGGGACGGAGGAGGCUCGCGCUCUUCUGGGCAAGGCAGCAGUUGCACAAGCCGUGGUGGCAUAUGACAUGUUCAAGACCAAGUUCAGCAGUCCCAGGUGGAAGGCUUUAGAGCAGCUGGGAGCGCGGGUGCAGCGACCAUUGUGGGCGUCAACAGGAGUGAAAGAUCCGUCGUAUCCGGACACGAAGUACAUCGACGCUCUGAUUGGUCCACACUCGGUCAACACCAUGCCUGACGCCACCCUGCUCGCCUUUGCGGACCAUGGGGAGGUGAAGCGCACUGUAGAUGCUGACGUGGAUGCUGCCUAUGGUGUGCUGGAUCGUCUCAAGGCUGUUGGAGUGGACAUGGAGGAAGUUGCCAAGGAGCUGGAGGCUGAUGGCGUUGACAAGUUUGCAAAAUCGUUUGAUGACCUGCUUGCUGCGCUUCAGCGCAAGGCCACCAUGAUACGUGGUGCAAGUAUCAACUAG